UAUGCCGUGAUUAAAAUGUCUUCUAAAAAAAUCAUAUUCUCUGAAAAAACAAGGUACUAAAAUUAUACACAAAGACACAUGAGGGCACUCUAACCAACAAGCAUAGCAACUACAGUUUUGACACAGAAUUUAAAGUAAACUUUUUUAAAAAACUGAAGUAUGGUAUUUUAACAUUAAAUAUUUGAAAUAGGAAAUUUCUGAUGUCUUUUGGUAAAGACCUUGGGAUUUUGAUGUCUAUCCUUGGUCACUAUACUUACCUUCUGUUUGAGUCAGGAUCUUGUCUGAGUAUUUGUGUGGAAUUAAGUUUACUUCUGAAAUGCAAAAUGACACUAUUCUAAUGGUAUUAGAUUACAGAGGGUGCUUUAACCUCAUCCUGGAGAGAAGCCAUUUUGAAAAGCAUUUAUGUACACUUUAUAUACAAUUAAGGUGGUAAUUAAAAGUCUUAAGUAGUAGGGUGGCCACAAAAUACUUUUGUAACACUUUCCUUUGGCCAGUAUGUAUUGCUUUCAUGUGCUUUAAAAUAUCUCAAUUACCUUUCUAGGCAAAAAAACAAUCAAAGAAUGAUAAAUCUCGGGCCUUUAACUAUUUGUAUCAAAUUUCAUUUUUUAGACAAAGGUACUGUCCACCAUCAAGUCUUACUUGUAGUUCCACUGGACAACCGUGAUUAGAAAAGCUCCUGAGACAAAAUUCCAAGAAAAUCUGAUAUAAAUGAGCAACAAUUCAACAUGUAUUCAACCAUCCAGGAUCUCUUCCCUGGCUUUGCCAAUCAUUUACACCUUCCUCUGCAUCAUUGGUCUCUUUGGAAAUUCUCUCUCUCAGUGGGUAUUUUUAACAAAGAUAGGCAAGAAAACAUCAACGCACAUCUACCUAGCACAUCUUGUGACUGCAAACUUACUUGUGUGCAGUGCUAUGCCUUUCAUGGGUAUCUAUUUCCUAAAAGGUUCUCAAUGGGAGUAUCGAUCUGCACAAUGCACAGUGGUCAAUUUUUUGGGAACUCUAUCCAUGCAUGUAAGUAUGUUUGUUAGCCUCUUAAUUUUAAGUUGGAUUGCCAUAAGCCGCUAUGCUACCUUAAUGAAAAAGGACUCAGUACAAGAGACCACUUCGUGCUACGAGAAAGUAUUUUAUGGCCAUUUACUGAAAAAAUUUCGCCAGCCCAACUUUGCUAGAAAACUGUGUGUUUACAUAUGGGGAGUUGUACUAGGCAUAAUUAUGCCAGUUAUCAUAUACUACUCAGUUGUAGAGGCUACAGAAGGAGAGGAGAAUGUAUGCUAUAACCGGCAGACGGAACUAGGAGCCAUGAUCUCGCAGACUGCGGGCCUCAUUGGAACCACAUUUAUCGGAUUUUCCUUUUUAGUCGUACUAACAUCAUAUUACUCUUUUGUCAGCCAUCUGAGAAAAAUAAGGACCUGUACAUCCAUUACGGAGAAAGAUCUGACUUACAGUUCUGUGAAAAGGCACCUUUUGGUCAUCCAGAUUCUACUAAUAGUUUGCUUCCUUCCAUACAGCAUUUUUAAACCCAUUUUUUAUGUUCUACACCAAAGUGAGAACUGUCAGCGACUGAAUUAUUUAAUUGAAAUUAAAAAUGUCCUCACCUGUCUUGCAUCAGCUAGAAGUAGCACAGACCCCAUUAUAUUUCUUUUUUUAGAUAAAACGUUCAAAAAGACACUAUAUAAUCUCUUUACAAAAUCGGAAUCCCCACAUAUACAAGCCUAUAGUUGACUUCUGAAUAGAAAACACCACCAAACAGAAAAGUGUUUAUAUGGCUACUAGGGAUAUUGAACACCAUGAUCAACAGGUCACAGCUUGCUUGAAAGCAGGCAGUAGGAAAACCUCUUCGGUUUUAUAAAUAAUCAUAAAAUUCAUUUUACAGCUCUACUAAUACUACAAGUUGAGAUGGCAGAGCCUCUCAGAGGCAAAAGUCAAGCAUAUUAAAAGGAUCUCACUGCAUAUGAAAGCAAAAGACCAUUUUCUCUUUAAACGCAACUGUGUAUGCUUUUCUUUAAAACACAACAGGUCAUGACUGCAGGAUAAAGCAGCAAAUGGUUUGUAACUUUUCUGCUUUCUAGUAGUUUCAGUGUAAGGGCCCAUCUAUGGCUAGUGUUUUUUGGUAACUUUAAAAAUGAGUAAAAGAAAAAAAGUGAAUCAGAAAUUAUGUCGCUCAAGUCCUAUCCAGAUGUAUGAAUAGCAGAGUGUAAAAAUCCAAGGUUUUAUAAAGGCAUUAUCUUGUAUCAUCUGCUUAUGUUACUGGGAGAAGCAAUAUUCAUUGAUUCCCAUAUUUAUUAAGCCAGUGUUUUUAUAAAUAUAUUUGAAUAUUUGGAUUAAGUUUGGUCAAAAUAAAGAGCGAAUAUGAUGUCAUUAUAUGCCUAUCUUCAUCACAUUUUGUAAAUUUCCCUCUGUAUUCAAUAUAAAUAAUGUAAUUAAUGACAAAUGGUAUCUGGCAUGCAGAUAUGUCCAAUUAAUUUUUGUGCAAAUAAAUGAAUGAAUAGUAAGGGCA
This is a messenger RNA of Lontra canadensis (Northern American river otter), 2494 nucleotides long. It is a transcript of the gene GPR82, whose product is annotated as G protein-coupled receptor 82. Gene Ontology annotation, cellular component: membrane. Gene Ontology annotation, biological process: G protein-coupled receptor signaling pathway. Lineage: Eukaryota; Metazoa; Chordata; Mammalia; Carnivora; Mustelidae. The coding region runs from base 709 to 1719 and encodes 336 amino acids. Gene Ontology annotation, molecular function: G protein-coupled receptor activity. The transcript has 2 exons. The record is from RefSeq and is a predicted model, not a curated record.